Clarias gariepinus (North African catfish) is the source of this 867-nucleotide messenger RNA. RefSeq names its product steroidogenic acute regulatory protein 2 (gene star2). The transcript is spliced from 7 exons. Gene Ontology annotation, biological process: intracellular cholesterol transport; regulation of steroid biosynthetic process; steroid biosynthetic process. Bases 13 to 867 code for a protein of 284 amino acids. NCBI's taxonomy places the organism in Eukaryota, Metazoa, Chordata, Actinopteri, Siluriformes, Clariidae. Gene Ontology annotation, molecular function: cholesterol transfer activity; cholesterol binding. The record is from RefSeq and is a predicted model, not a curated record. Gene Ontology annotation, cellular component: mitochondrial intermembrane space; mitochondrion.
CACACCAGCAUCAUGCUGUCGGCCAUAGCCAAGCUGUGCUGUGGGAUUUCAUACCAACAUCUCCGGAGUGUGACAGGUCUGCAGCGUAAGGCCAUAGCAGCUUUAGGACAGGAAAUCGCUCUCAUGAAGAAACAAAGGAAGCUCCCCGUCAUGAGCAGUAGCUGGGGCUCAGCAUGGAGAAACAUCACUGAGGAGACGGAGCAGACAGAUUCAUGGUGUGAUGGUGUGGAGGACACAGACCUGUGGUUUCAGCAGCAGGGACAUGAAGCUCUACACAAAGCUCUGGACAUCACACAGAACGCUGAGGGCUGGAGGACCGAAUUCACACAGGACAGUGGUGAGGUGAUAUACAGUAAAGUUGUUGAGGGGAAUCGUAAGGUGUUCAGAUUGGAGGCCGAACUUGACGCUCCACCGGAGGACCUUUAUGAGCUUCUGUUUGUGAAGGUGGAGGAGAUGGAGGAGUGGAACCCCAGCAUCGCACACAUCAGGGUCCUGAAACGCAUAGGGAAGGAAACCAUAGUGACGCAUGAGGUCUCGGCAGGAAAAGCGGGAAAUCUUAUCGGUCAGCGGGACUUCCUGAGUGUCAGGCAUUCGCUGAAGACGAAGCAAUGUAUUUACCUGGGCGGAGCCGCGACUCACCUGGAGGCGUUUCCACCCCAGCCAGGAUUCAUCAGAGCUGAAGAUGGUCCCACGUGUAUAAUAAUCCAGCCGUUACCUGGCUGCACUGCAAAGAGCAAACUCACCUGGCUGCUCAACAUGGACGUAAAGGGCUGGCUUCCUAAAUCGUUGGUGAAUCAGGCGCUCCCUCAGGCUCAACUCGACUUCACAAGGAAUUUACGGAGACGACUGGAGAUGGACAGGAAAUGA